Molecule: messenger RNA, 623 nt
Organism: Mytilinidion resinicola
Lineage: Eukaryota; Fungi; Ascomycota; Dothideomycetes; Mytilinidiales; Mytilinidiaceae
Exons: 1
Coding region: 117-461 (114 amino acids)
Source: RefSeq, a predicted model, not a curated record
AUUUCUACUGGAUUGCUUUCUUUGCGAUAGACAUUGCUCAAUUCAUCCAGUCUAACUUCCAAGUGAAGUCGACAUGGUCAGGGCUUGAAGAAGUUGAUCAAAACAUCUACUUGAGUAUGACCGAAGCAAGCGUUGCGCGCGAAGGGGCGCUGGUCUUCCAAAAUCGCGAUACGAACUUUACCUUUGGUAUCGGCAUCAAACUCCCGAUGCCUCCAGACUCGAUCCAUGCGAAAGUAGCCAUAUUGGAUGACACCAGGCAUGUGGGGCUUUUCUUGGACUCAACAACCGGGCGUGUGAUGCCACCAUCAAAAGUCUACAAGGCCGCCGAUUACCGAACAUCAUCCAAUAGUGUUAUCAGUAAAGUAGUCGGUCCAUAUAACGUCUUUGUCCGAUUCAACAAGGCGUAUAACAAUCCGAGGGCAAAAUUCACGAUUGGAUUCCUUCCAGUGGCGAGCCAGUGAAUAACGCCACAAGCAGACUCUCUUGAACAAAAGAUGGUAGUCAAUCUGUGACUUUUAUUCUAGGACUUCAUACCCUUUACAGUGCUGGGUCAAAAGUUUGGGCGCACAGACAUCUCACUGCUCUGGUUCUACUCUUGCUCGCUCGACACCAUCGUGAGGAUA